GAUUUUGCUGUCCUCUCUUUUAAGAUUAAAGUUGAAACAACUGAUAAAGAAACAAGUGCCAAGUUAUCUUUUUUGGAUAGAAAUGAUGAACCAAUCAAGAAACCUAAAGAUGUUUUUGUCAAGGACAUAACCAAAAAAAAAGGAAAGAUUAAGGAGCCUUUUUCUGGGCUUGAUUUUUAUCUUCUUAAUCAUCCUAAUAAAUAUGUUUUCUAUUAUGAUAUAAAAUUUAUUUUAUUAACUGUCCAAGUCAAAAAGAUCAAAUCUAAGGUAAUAAAGAUAGAAAAUAAAUCAGAGAAGACUGAAAUUAAGGCAAAAAAAGCAACUGCUGAUGUAGACAGGGUUAAGCUUGAUGUUGAUAUAAAUAAGAAAGCAUUAAAAUUGUUGGAAAAAGAUGUUAGUAGGUUAAAAAUUAAUAUUGAUGUAAAUACAAAAGUGUUAGAAUUGUUAGAAAAAGAUAUCAGUAGUUUGAGAAAAGAUGUUGAUGUUAAUAUAGAAGCACUUAAGCUAUUGGGCAAGGAUGUGAAUAGUAAUAAGGAUGUGACUUUAAAGCUUGCUUUGG
Messenger RNA from Dentiscutata heterogama, 559 nucleotides. NCBI's taxonomy places the organism in Eukaryota, Fungi, Glomeromycota, Glomeromycetes, Diversisporales, Gigasporaceae. The record is from the annotation of a GenBank genome assembly.